AAAGGCGUUUAGGCAUAGACACUCGUAGGCAGGCUAAAAAGUCGUGUCAUCAUUCAGGAUAUGCUGGGUGGGCCUUCACUGUGGCGUACAAUAGCUAAAGUUGACGCACUUUCACAUUCUGACUCACGUCAAUAGGCAAAAUAGUUUGGGUAUGAGUAAUCGAACUUAAUUGCACCCCCUUGCCUCUAUAUGCCCCGGCACUGGAAUGACUUUACUUUAAUUCCAUUUACAGUUUUUUGAGAAAUUCACAACAUACCUUUAAUACAUCAACAUGGCAUACGACUUAGAUAUGAAGUCGAGAAAGGAGCGUCAGCAUCAGGACGUCUCAGAAGAUGCUAAUUGCCAUGAUACGAAUCUCACUCAGUCUUAUUCGGACAAGAAAUCACAACGGCAAGGCCACAUCCCGCACUCGAGGAGAUCCAGAAAAAUGAUUUCCGCAGACCAAUUUCAUGCAGACUCAGCCUCUUAUGAGUGGACACAUUCACCAUUCAGCACGUUCAGAUCACUCUAUCCUCCUCGAAAUCACCUCACCGCUGAACGCAGACGCCAAAUUGAUGACUUCAACACCUCGUUCGGGGGCUCUCAAACUGCACAUUCCACACCUACGGACCAAUACAAAAACAGUCUCAACGCAUACAUGCUCUCGACAUACCGUCGCUUCGCCGCGUUUCAGAACGAAUACCUCUGGCUCCAUGACAAAGCAGACUGUUAUCACUGCCAGGACAUCCUCCUCGAACACUUCCGUUCCUCGUUGCGCUCGGUUGAAAGCUACCUCGAUGGUCUCAUCCUCGAAAAUGCUCUGGACCAGCCGUAUAACACAGACUACGAUAUCAUGGGGUUGUGGUGGAGUGCCAAUGGGAAGGCUUUCGAAUUCAAUAAGCUCCCGACGGAGCUUCGUGCUCAAGUCUUCAAGCUCUGUCUUCCGCACGAACGGCACGGUCGCAGGUUGUCAAUGCAUAAGGCCGGUCUCAACAAUGUUAGCGCUCUGUCUGCCCUGGGCAAGUUUCUUGGAGAUGGAUUCAGGUCCCUCCUGCUUGUUUCCAAAAGCAUACAAUUCGAAGUCAUGAACAUCGCGCUUAAUGCAGGAACCUGGGUUGUCACUAGGCACCACCAUCUACUCCGCAUGCAAUCAAUCUUCACUGGUUUCUCUAUCCGACAAAUCGUCACGCUGGAGCUUGACUUUGACCAGCUUCUUAGCCCCGGAGAAGUCUUUCCGAAGGUGUGCUUCGAUGCCGUCGCGGCACUUCCGCUCAGGAAAGUCAUCGUUAAACUACCCUCACCGAACGACGAGGUCAUCCUACGUGGUGGUCGAAGCUAUAACAUGCCGCAGCGGCCGAUGUGCUACCGGCUUCAUAGCGCCUGGAUCCUGUGGGCUGUGCAGCCGCUGGUUCGCGACGUGCCAUGUGUCCAGGUGACAGGAUUUGCGACGAAGAAGCAUUUACGCCAUUUCAUGAGGACGAUCCGGGAGCAUGCACGGAUCGUUGCAAAGGCGCAGACUGUGGAGCUCUCACAUUUCCGAUACAGCGAAGAGGAUGACAUGGACGAGGGGGGAGUGAGCGUUGGGUUGGUGGAUGAAGGGAAGGCAGAUAGGCCAUUGGAAUAUGUCGCCCCUCGCGAGGGUCAUAGAUCGAUGCGUUCCCAACCGCGGGUCCACAAGGGAGUGGUGAAUGAGGAUAUUUCGGCUAGGGUUCUCAAGUGUGAGUGUACGCCGCCGUGUAGUCCGGAAUCUCUUGGGCAGUUCCUUGAGCUAUGAAGGGG
Messenger RNA from Pseudovirgaria hyperparasitica, 1758 nucleotides. RefSeq lists its product as uncharacterized. Bases 272 to 1753 code for a protein of 493 amino acids. The transcript is spliced from 2 exons. The record is from RefSeq and is a predicted model, not a curated record. NCBI's taxonomy places the organism in Eukaryota, Fungi, Ascomycota, Dothideomycetes, Acrospermales, Acrospermaceae.